ACCCCUUAUAUAUUACUACCUCAUCCACCACCAAAUCUCCCCCCAAACAUUGGUUUUUUCUUGCAUGCUUUCCAUAUAGCUGUCUGUCCCAUCUCUCAUGUUUCUGUAGUUUGCUAUAUACAACAAAGAACAAACAUGAACAGCUUGUCGCUUAGAGUCGCUGGACAAAUGCUAGUUUUAACCUUCCUGAUGGUUUCCCUAGCCACAGACAGCCUUCGGGUGCCCCCUCAUGAUCACCAUGCCAGCAUCCAUGGAAAAGCUACCAAAUUUGGAGAUGAAGGGCAAAUGCACCCCCAGGAAGGAGAAAAGGAAGAGCUAGGAAUGGAGCUAUACCCAACAGGGUCGAGCUUGCCUGACUGUUCCCACGCUUGUGGCCCCUGCUUUCCCUGCAAGAGGGUGAUGGUUAGCUUCAAGUGCUCCAUCGCAGAGUCCUGCCCUAUUGUUUAUAGGUGCAUGUGCAAAGGCAAAUACUACCAUGUGCCUUCCAACUGACACUCUAGUAUUGCAAGAUUCAAUUUGUUUAGUGAUGAAGAAAUUGGACAUUAAUUAAUCUCUAGUGUUGAUGCUGGCUUCCAAGUUUGUAAAUAGUGGAAUUGAGGUUUUGCGUAGUUGUAGUUCAUGGGGAUUUAGUUAGUAGAGCUGAGUUUUGUUUUGUAGUCUUUGUAGCAUUGAGCUUGUUUCUAGGCAGUCGAAUCUGGAAUUCUGAGUGUGUUUUAGCAAAUUCUACUUUC
This is a messenger RNA of Theobroma cacao (cacao), 731 nucleotides long. It is a transcript of the gene EPF2, whose product is annotated as Putative membrane lipoprotein. Lineage: Eukaryota; Viridiplantae; Streptophyta; Magnoliopsida; Malvales; Malvaceae. Gene Ontology annotation, biological process: stomatal complex development; guard cell differentiation. The record is from RefSeq and is a predicted model, not a curated record.